CUCCUUCUUUGCAACAUGGUGGGCCGGUAUAGCAGAUCCAACGGCUCAUAUUUUUGGCACGUCACCAACAGCAAAUUGACGGGCCCAAUUUGUCAGCCCCACGGCCCAUCACGAACUCGACAACUUCAAACCCAGUGCUCAGAUAUGGAAGCGACUCUCUCAACACUGAGUGCCGAAAUGGAGUUCGCGAACAGAGUGGUGAGCGCGGCGAUUAAAGCGACGAACAACAACGCGGUAAUCAACGUGGGUUUGGUGGGGUCGUUCGUGGUGCUGGCCGUGAGAUCGUUGAACCAGCAGAGAGACAUCGAGGCCCUGGAGGCCCAGAAGGACUCGCUUACCCAUUCCAACAAGGCAGUGAAGAAGGCGAUGUGGGAGUGGAAGCAACAGCUCUUCGCUGAAGCCUCCUCCACUGAAUCCGCUCUCGUCCCACUCACCAGGCUCAAAGCCAUCUACGGGGAAGCCGUAGAGCCCCAAAUAGAGGAUGCAUUGAAGGAAGAUGCAAAAUCGUCUGCCUCAAAUUUUGUAGUCUGAAGCUGGUUUUUCUAGUUCUCGAGGAUGCAAGCAUUUCAGACACAUUGAUUGCUGAUGAGCGAAGCUGUUCCUGGGAGACGAAAAGCGAAUUGAUUUUGCAUUGUUCUUCGUUUAAUUGGUAUGUAGACCAACGAUAGCUCGGAAUUUCCCUUUAAAAAAACACUAUGGUUAGUUCUGUAAAAUCUAUUACUUUAGAAGGAAAGCAAAAUAAACAAGCUGCUAGGGUUUGUGUUUUGUUAGCCUCAUUGUGUUAUUUCAGUUCCUGUAAAAACAAUCAUUUUACAAGAUGAAAGAGUUAAGCUGAACCUCUGUUUGUUGA
Corylus avellana is the source of this 850-nucleotide messenger RNA. RefSeq lists its product as uncharacterized. Gene Ontology annotation, cellular component: mitochondrion. The record is from RefSeq and is a predicted model, not a curated record. NCBI's taxonomy places the organism in Eukaryota, Viridiplantae, Streptophyta, Magnoliopsida, Fagales, Betulaceae.